Molecule: messenger RNA, 2521 nt
Organism: Coregonus clupeaformis (lake whitefish)
Lineage: Eukaryota; Metazoa; Chordata; Actinopteri; Salmoniformes; Salmonidae
Product: BSD domain-containing protein 1
Exons: 11
Coding region: 185-1483 (432 amino acids)
Cellular component (GO): cytoplasm
Source: RefSeq, a predicted model, not a curated record
CUACCUAAUAGCUAACAGAAUUAAUUUGGAAAAUAAUAAUAUUACAUUUUAUAUGAGCUAUCUAUCCUAAAAAUGUAUUUACUAGAAGCAUAUACAAACUGAAAAGCGGUCGGUCUUUUACAAGCUUCUUCCUCAUUCAGUGGGGUCAGAGUUCAGUAAAUAUUGGUGAUGUCAUGGUCUGAAGAUGGCUGAAGACGGGGAAAGCUGCGAAGGCUGGUGGGGAGGCUGGCUUCAGCAAAGCUUCCAGGCCGUCAAAGAUAAGUCAUCUGAGGCAUACGAGUUUAUAAAGCGUGACCUGACAGAGUUCUCCAACGUGGUGCAACAUGACGCUGCGUGCUCCAUCGUCGCCACAGCAAGCGCCGUUAGAAGCAAACUAGCGGUGGAGGGCUCCUCUGAUACCACAGAGAAGGUGAAGAAGAGCCUGUCCAGUUUCUUAGGAGUGAUAACAGACACCCUCGCUCCUCCCCAGGACAUGACCAUCGACUGUGAUGUCAUUACGCUAGUGGCAACUCCAGCAGGCACCACAGAGGUGUAUGACAGCACCAAGGCUCGUCUUUACAGUCUGCAGGCUGACCCUGCUACAUACUGCAAUGAGCCUGAUGGUUCCCUAGAGCAGUUUGAUGCGUGGCUCUCAAGCUUCAGUCUGGAGGAGAGGAAAGGAGAGAUCUCUGACCUCCUAGUCAAUACCCCCUCUAUCAGGGCCCUUUACACCAAAAUGGUGCCAGUAGCUGUAGCCCAUUCUGAAUUCUGGCAGCGGUAUUUCUACAAAGUCUUUCAGUUGGACCAGGAGGAGGCGAGGCGAGUGGCCUUGAAGCAGAGAGCAGAGCAGACUACACACACAGAGGCUCUGGGCUGGGAGGAGGAAGAUGAAGAUGACUUCCUUGGCGCCACGUCUUCAUCUCGCCUGGACUUCACGCCCCCAUUAGACGACCCUGUGACCCAGCUGUCACCACUUACACCAGUCACCAUGGCGACAACCCCGCUCAGCCCCAUCCCGUCUCCGAGCGGGGAGCGCUCCUCUCCCCUCUCCCUGAACAGCGACAGUGGCAGCCUGCCCACCCAGGUGGAGGUGAGACCAGCCAGGCCACAACCUGCAGUCGUGGAGCUGGCCCAGAAACUCAACAAGGCCAGCCUGGAGGAGAGAGAGCCAGAGAGGCAGCAGGUGGAGGAGAGGGUUAAGUUAGAGGCCCCAUCCCAGCCUGAGCCCACAGAGAAGGCUACAGCUGAGAGAGUAACAGUCCAGGCCCCAGCUACCACCAUCAGACCAGAGACAGAGGGGCCCCAGGACCUGAGGGUGUUUGAGCUCAACUCUGACAGCGGGAAGUCUACACCUUCAAACAAUGGCAAAAAAGGGUCCAGCACAGAUGUCAGUGAGGACUGGGAGAAGGACUUUGACCUGGACAUGACAGAAGAGGAGGUCCAGAUGGCACUCUCAAGAGUUGACGCUACAGGAGAGCUGGAGGACUGGGAGAACUGGAACUGAUGAUUACCGUGCCGUAGUGUUUCUAUCCGGUCAUUAAAGCCAGUUCUCGGCAGACGAACCAUGCUUAACGUGUUUUACCCCUUUGUCCACGCCGUCACCAUGUCACAUUUGUUCAUAGGGGAAUGUCCCUUUGGUUUGGACCAUGUUGAAGGCACUAGCAAAGCAAUGGGAAUCCAAGGCAAUAAGAUUAGAGCCAAGGCAGCAUCAGCUGUCAGUUUGUGCAUAUAGGUCUCAAGGCGUCUUGUUGGUUAUUUCUUGAAACAGCUUGUAUAACUUAGAGAGAAUAUGACACUAGUUUAGGAAUGGUUAUUGUUCCAUUUGACUAAAGCUAUGUGACAUGUAUUGGCUUGUCAGGAUGAGAAUGGGUUCACCACAUAAGGGAAGCUGCUGCGCUCCCUCUAUCUUCUGAAAUGCCAUUAAGUACAUGUAAAUUGUUGCUAGUGAACUUCUUCAAAGUUAUGAGUGGCGGGAAUUAUUACUUAACUUUAGGCUGCAGAAUAGCCAUAAAACUGUAACGCUGCUUAUCACCUUUCAUGAGAUGGAAUUAUUCAUGUGGUUUAUUGAAUGGUGAAUAUAUUGAUUUUAGAAAAAAUUCUCAAGUGAUUUACUAACUCAUCUAUCUUAUGCAAGUGAAUAUUCAUAAAGGAACAUACUUUGGCCUUCAUAGAGAGCAUUCAUUUUGGAUUCACUCCCAACUCUAGAUACAUAUGACCUUGAUAGACACGCGAUAGUGUGGACAAGAUAUCCAAAUGUUUUGUCACACAAGACACUGAUCUGAGUUUAAACACAACCAAUCCAUGUUGUACAUUUUACAUUCUAUGUUUUCAUCCCUGUCCUGCUAAGUAAUUGAUGUGAACAUAUCUCUUCUGUGACCUCCAGGGGCCACGUUUCCUCUUUAUUUCCUGUCUCUGCUACAUUAAUGUUCACAUCUAUUAUUCUAUCUGUCCAUGUCUAAUAUUAUUCUUGGUGGGUAAGGGUCACAUUUAUUGUCAAUCGUCAAAAGAGAAGAUAAUGACGCAAUAAAGAGGCUGCAAAAUG